Molecule: messenger RNA, 887 nt
Organism: Apis mellifera (honey bee)
Lineage: Eukaryota; Metazoa; Arthropoda; Insecta; Hymenoptera; Apidae
Product: coiled-coil domain-containing protein 134
Exons: 3
Coding region: 110-868 (252 amino acids)
Source: RefSeq, a predicted model, not a curated record
UGUAAACUUGUGAUUUUGCUCCUUCAAUUAAAUAUUGGUUAAGAUUAUAUAAUUGUUCUUAAUAAAAUAUGAAGAUCACUAACAAUUAAAAACUAUUUCUUGUCUCAAUAUGAGUAUUUUAUCGUUACGUUGUUUAUAUUCAAACAGUUUUUUAUUCGAUAAUAUGCCACGCGUUCUCAUUUAUAUUGUAGUCGUGUCAAUGUUGACAUAUAUUGCACAUGCGCAAGAUAUUUCUCCAACUAUAGAAAAGCAACAAAUUAGCAAGAAGCCGCAUAAUAAUUCAUCUCAAAUUAAAGUAUACGAAGAAUUAUUCAAAAAAUCAUUUGAAUAUCAACGCAAGGAACAUACCGAAGCUAUCAAACGUCUUCAAAAAAUAGAUAAUUAUGAACGUUUGUACAAAAUGAUCACAAUUCUCGGUGAAAAGAUGAUUAAUGUAAUCGAAGCAAGUAAAAUACUAAUCGAAAGUGGUGGUUUUAAUCCAGAUAAUAGAUCUUUGCCGCAAAAUAUUAGCAUACAAAAUGCAAUAUCUACUACAUUAGAAAAUACAGCAUUUUUUGGAGAUAUUCUUCUUCAUUUUCCUCAUAUUGUUCAUCGUAUACUUAAAACACAACAAAAAUGGAAUUCGAUCGUAAAUUGGUCUUUAAAUUUCACAUAUCGAACGAAAUAUUUAUUAGAUUUGGAAACAAUUACUAAAAUUCAUUUAGCAUCUCAAGAAUUAAAUGUGAUAAAACGCAAAGAAGGAUAUUUUAAUCCUUACUGGCAGUCUACUAAUCUUGAGAAAGAAAAUAGCGGAAAAAUAAAAAAAAGUAAAUUAGCAAAAAAAGAAAAACAGAAAAAAAUACCACAAAUAACUAAAAUUGAAUUAUAAAUUAUAUAUUAUAUGUUAU